Molecule: messenger RNA, 6185 nt
Organism: Equus caballus (horse)
Lineage: Eukaryota; Metazoa; Chordata; Mammalia; Perissodactyla; Equidae
Gene: MAPK8
Product: mitogen-activated protein kinase 8
Biological process (GO): protein phosphorylation; response to mechanical stimulus; JNK cascade
Cellular component (GO): nucleus; cytoplasm
Molecular function (GO): ATP binding; JUN kinase activity
Source: RefSeq, a predicted model, not a curated record
AGCGGAGCGGCCGAGGCCGGACGACGCGGCCCGGAUCGCGGAGCCGCCGGCGACGCUGGGUAACGGCCGCGGCGACCGCCCGGACGGCGCCGGUCCCCGCCGGCGGGCUCUCCCGUCGCCGUUCGCCGCGCGGCUGGCCAACUGUUCUCCGUUAAAAAGACCUUUCCUUUGUCAACUGGGAUGAACUACAGUUCUUCCAAAAAAGAUGAGAGUUUUCCAGAGGCCAUGUGACCUGACCUGUGAUGUGGCAAGAGUGAAUGCAGAAGCAUCUAAGAGAACCCAUCUGUCUGGAAUUAAGCCAGUAUAAUCUCUAAGUAGCAACCAGGGACCUGGUCAAGGCACUCUCUUGCUCUCCAUUGUCCACUGGCUUCCAUCCUCCUCUAAGAAUUCAGCUCUCAGAAUCCAGUUCGUGAGCCUCUGUAUGAUCUGGCCCCGGGGCACAGCACAGUACCUGGCACAUGCUUCGUGGUGAAUUUUUGGAUGAAGCCAUUAAAUUAAUUGCUUGCCAUCAUGAGCAGAAGCAAACGUGACAGCAAUUUUUAUAGUGUAGAGAUUGGAGAUUCUACAUUCACAGUCCUGAAACGAUAUCAGAAUUUAAAGCCUAUAGGCUCAGGAGCUCAAGGAAUAGUAUGUGCAGCUUAUGAUGCCAUUCUUGAAAGAAAUGUUGCAAUCAAGAAGCUAAGCCGGCCAUUUCAGAAUCAGACUCAUGCUAAGCGGGCUUACAGAGAGCUAGUUCUUAUGAAAUGUGUUAAUCACAAAAAUAUAAUUGGCCUUUUGAAUGUUUUCACACCACAGAAGUCCCUAGAAGAAUUUCAGGAUGUUUACAUAGUCAUGGAGCUCAUGGAUGCAAAUCUUUGCCAAGUGAUUCAGAUGGAACUAGAUCAUGAAAGAAUGUCCUACCUUCUCUAUCAGAUGCUGUGUGGAAUCAAGCACCUUCACUCUGCUGGAAUUAUUCAUCGGGACUUAAAGCCCAGUAAUAUAGUAGUAAAAUCAGACUGCACUUUGAAGAUUCUUGACUUUGGACUGGCCAGGACUGCAGGAACUAGUUUUAUGAUGACACCUUACGUAGUGACUCGCUACUACAGAGCACCUGAGGUCAUCCUAGGCAUGGGCUACAAAGAAAACGUUGACAUUUGGUCAGUUGGGUGCAUCAUGGGAGAAAUGAUCAAAGGUGGUGUUUUGUUCCCAGGUACAGAUCAUAUUGAUCAGUGGAAUAAAGUUAUCGAACAGCUUGGAACACCAUGUCCUGAAUUCAUGAAGAAACUACAGCCAACAGUAAGGACUUAUGUCGAAAACAGACCUAAAUAUGCUGGAUAUAGCUUUGAGAAACUCUUCCCUGAUGUACUUUUCCCAGCUGACUCAGAACACAACAAACUUAAAGCCAGUCAGGCAAGGGAUUUAUUAUCCAAAAUGCUGGUGAUUGACGCGUCUAAAAGGAUCUCUGUGGAUGAAGCGCUCCAGCACCCGUACAUCAAUGUCUGGUAUGACCCUUCGGAAGCAGAAGCUCCACCACCAAAGAUACCUGACAAGCAGUUAGAUGAAAGGGAACACACGAUAGAAGAGUGGAAAGAAUUGAUAUACAAGGAAGUUAUGGACUUGGAGGAGAGAACCAAGAAUGGAGUUAUACGGGGGCAGCCCUCUCCUUUAGGUGCAGCAGUGAUCAAUGGCUCUCAGCAUCCAUCGUCAUCAUCGUCUGUCAAUGAUGUGUCUUCAAUGUCGACAGAUCCAACUUUGGCCUCGGAUACAGACAGCAGUCUUGAAGCAUCUGCUGGACCUCUGGGCUGCUGUAGAUGACUACUUGGGCCUUGGGGGGUGGGAGGGGUGGGGAGUCGUUUAGUCAUUGAUAGAACUUCUUUGAAAACAAUUCAGUGGUCUUAUUUUUGAGUGAUUUUUCAAAAAUGUAGAAUUCAUUUUGUAGUAAAUAGUUUAUUUUUUUUUAAUUUCAAGUGAUGUAAUUUAAAACUUAAGUUGUGUUUUAAAACAAAACUGUAUUGUAUUUUUGCUGUAAUUAACUGUAUAAUGUAAACCUAAUUAUUUUAUCAUGGUUUAAAAUUUUUGCAUAUUUGCUUUAUCUUAUGCUGCUGAUUUUUUUUUUUUACUGAAUUUGUAAGAUUUUGUUUAUCAAAGCAACUAUUAUGUGGUGACUUGCCUAUAUCAUGAAUUAUUUAAGAUUUUUAUAGUUUUUUUAUUAGAAUUUAUUUCAGAUGUUUUGUUCAUGAUGCUAUCCUUCAGGGUUAUGUGCUUAUCAAUGAAAUAACCCCAGAGGAGUGAGGGAAAAUAACCUAUAGCCAGUUAUAUUCAGGAAUAACUACUGUAAAUGAUGAACGUGUUAAAAAACCUCCAAUAUUUGCUACUUGCCAAUCCUAAUUUAGUUAUAACAAUUAGUAGGUAAUCCUACCUGAAUUUUGGCAAAGCCCCAUCAUCUAAAUGGCAGAAUAACUCAGAGCAUGUCUUUGAGGAUGCUGGUUGUCUACCACCACCCUCCCAUCCCCCCCCACAAAAAAAGUAAAGUAAAAACAAUCUGGUGUUUUCUGCAGUUUGUGGCAUGCUCAAAGCUUACGAUCACAUAAGGUCAAGAGGAUUCUUCAUGAAUAAUACAUUUCAAUGCAAAUAAACAGAUGGUUCACUUCUACUAGCCAUGAGCCUGUUUUUGUACACACUGAGUUAAUCUAGGCUGCAGGUCCCAGCAGUGGUCUAGAGUCUGGUCUUUCCCUUUCCUGCAGCCUCCGGCCCUCAAACCUUUCUGGUUUCCUAUUAGAGUGUCAGCUGAGCACCAGUUCUCAAGGUGUUUCUGGCCAUUUUGUCUUACCUGUAGCAUAGUCCUAUUCACACUAGCUGUCGGGAGGUUUCAAAGCCUACUUCGAUUUCUGUAGGUGAUUAUCAAAUGAGCAAUAUACCGUUCAUCUGAAAAUAGUAGCACACAGCCAUAUAUAGGAUAUCAUUUUCUAAGGACUGUUUCUUCACAUUGAGCAGAGCAGGCAUAAGUGAUGGUUAUUUAGUCGGAGUCUUUUGUUUUUUAUAUCUGAUUUUCGAUAAAACAUGCACUGUGGAUGUUGAGUAGGGUAAGAAUGGUGCUGCUCCUGACAAGUGUAUGUUAACUGUUUACAUUUUAUAUCUGCAGAAUUAUUUCUCUAUAACUGAAUCUUUCUUAAGUAAAAUGUCAUUGAAGUCUCCUUAUCUCUGAAAUAUAUUGUCUGUAAUGCCCCAGGCACCUUUUGUUAUUUUUGGAACAAGAGGGAUUCCAUGUAAUGAACUGGGAAAUGCAUACUUAAAUAAUAAGCGACAAGGUUCCAGGCAGAGAGCCCGCUGGAACUAACGACCAACAGGAGCAAGAGCUGGCGCAGCUCGACAUGCAGUGUCUGAAAGUUUGCUUGGCAUGUUGUUUGUAUAUUUAGUGCGAAGUUCCUUUUGAGUAAGAUACUUUAGGUCAUUGUUAAUGUGCAAUAUUUAGGAUUAGAAUACAUUAACCUUUUUAUAUGCUUUGAAAUUGCAGGUUUGUUUUUGAUGGUUUAAAGUCACGAUUUCUAGCCUCUUUGAAAGUUGUCGGCCUUUUUACCAAGCCCUUUUCUACUCGUACAACAUGAUGUGUUAAUUUUGGGCAAAUUAGAGUUUUGAGACGGUCACACCUCUUGAAUUAUAGAAACAAGAUUGGGUUUAUGAUUUCAGCAGAAAUUUGAGCAUGAGCGUGUUCCUAGUUUAUAUUAGUUUGACAGUUAAUUAGCUUUAUUUUCCCCAGGAUAGAUUAUUUCACCAUUGCACUUUAACAACUGACGUGCUUUCAGGAGAUUCCCAUAUUUUAUGUUUGAUUGCAGAUAAGCCGUCUCUAUUGAUACAGAUUUCGGUUAAGCAAGGAAAAGCAGAUGUUCUUACUGUAUGGUUUGUUGUAAAUGCCAGCUCCCACUUGCCAACCAGCAUGUUUCAGUUGAUUCAGAUAAAACAAACUCUUAUUAAUGUAGACUAAAAUACUUAACAAAUUAUAUCCUGAAAACAAAGUCUGUUUGUUAAAUGUCGCGUGCCCUUGGCUUUUAAAAUGCAGUAUCUAAGUACAACUUUCUCUCUUCUCUUAAAUCUGUUAAGCUAAAGAUAUACUAGUUCUUGUUAUUUUAGAAGCUUUUUGAACCUUUAAGACAUCUUAAACAUUUGUGUUUUCUUUUUUAAAGAGAAAUUACAAGUAAGAUUUCUGUCAAGCAGUACUUAUGUAAAGCCAUCUGCUUAUCUGAGAACUUUGGUUUUUCAACUUUCUAUGCUUAAUAUACCCAUUGUCUUACUGUUAGAAAAUUAUUUUGACCAAGAUUUAUUAUUCAACUUAAUAGAUUAGGAAAGAGACACUAAUUCCUUAUACAUAUUUCUUCCUGGUUACUAUUCUGUUACCCUCUAGUGUGUACUGACCAUUUGUGAAAUGAUCGUGUUGUUGGGAUUGCUUAAUUAUAAUAUACAUAAAUGGAGCAUCUCAACUCUUGCAUACUGUUUGCUGAACAUUUCUCAUUUUGUCACACACCCGCGGCUGCUGGUUGUUCCGGGUAUGCACUCUUGCAAGUUGAUAAAGACACGGUGCAUUCACGCCAGACUUCCUGAGAGAAAUGCCAGCCUCUUAAAUGAGAAGGCUGCCACACAGCCCCCUUAACAAGACGGAGAAGCGUGAUUGUAUGUAGUGCAGCACGCUUUCCUGUACGCCCUUUUGUUAUUCUCUCCAUGCCAGUCCUGCUGUGUUUUCUAAAAAGAUAAAGGUGAAGAGGCCAUCCGUGUCUGAUAGUGAUGUAGUGAGGUGAGCAGCAGGCACUGCAGCUGUUUUGGGGUUGCAGAGAAGGUUUGGUCUACACUAUCGGCCAGUGUGUGCUACACAUGUGAAGACCUAACUACUCAGUGUUGCCUAGGCACAAGCCUGCACAACACUUUGAGGUAAAGACAUAGUCUAUUUUCAAAAGUACUGUUGUAGUUUGUUUGUGGGUGUUGUCCAUUAGCCACUCAUUAGCUGUAGAGUGAAUGCAUGAAGCCCCAUGACCCCAGUAAACUUCUCUUACCGGUAGAAAAACCAGACACCACGGUUCUGUCAUUAGCGGCCCUCCCAAAUGUGGCCUCCGUGUCCUUUACAUGUUAGUAUGUGUUGUCCUUCUCCUGAUCUCGCUUAGGUUUUUCCUGAGUCAGAGGAAACUCAUUUUUCCUUAGUAGCAAGAAAGAUGAAGAGGUAAAGGGCAUUGAAGCAGAAAUGUGUAGUUUGGGGUAUGAUUAGAAAACUUAAGGAAAACAAACGUCCUGAUGAAUUUCAAACUAACUGCUCUUAGUGAAGUGCUCUUAAGGAGAGUCUAGUAAGAGUCACACUUUCUGGCUGUUUCUGGUUUAGAUUCUCUUCGUUACUGAAACUUUUGAGAACUGUUACCUGUGGAUUAGUUUUGCACAAUGUUCUGUUCUCACAGUAACUGACAAAUUAAACUAGGUUUUUAUUGAACUACCUCACACUAAUUUUCUAUGCUUUCCCAAGUGAGCUGUUGCCCUUCCUGUUAGAUCUUUACUGAGUGUGAAUUAUAAAUGUGUGUUCAAUACUUUAUAGCCACUGUCGACACAAUACCGGAAAGUAUGUAAAAGAAACCCCUUGCCUCGGUAAGAGAGACUCACAUGGAAACUCUGUCACUGUAUAUCUGGGAAAAUUGUGUUAGCUGUGCUCGUUGCACAUUAUUACUGUCUGUUUUUGUAAGUAGGAACCUGCUCAUGAUAUCAGUCCAUUCUUUACAUUUUGCAAAAGGAAUAAAUCUUAGUAAAUUUUACGAAGAAAUAAAUUACUUUUGUAGGCCCGAUAUUUGGUAUAUUUUUGAGAAGCUCUUAAUCUUUUAGCCGAAUGAUGAAGUUAAACUGAACUAGCUGUCUUCCUGGACUGUGACAUCUCCUUUCUCAUUGCAGUUCAAUAGGUUUUAAACCCUGAAACCCUCAGGAUGAGAGUUGACGUUUGCUUUUCUCCUUGUGACGCCGUUCCUCCUCCGUCCCUGUCCCCGUCCUGUGUUUUGUCCCCCUCUUCUCUCCUCUAGACAAAACGAAAUGGGGCACUUCGUAGGGAAUGCUGAGAUCAUUACUGUGGUUUUCAAUCAUUCAUGCCCUAGUCAUUAAACACACACCACUGGAAUGUAAACGAUGUUAUCUAGUAUGUUCAUGGUUAUAAUAUUUUAAAUAAAAAAGAAAAAAGUGGUAUGAAA